AUGAUCAAGAAUGAUGCACAAGCCGGAGUUCCAAAGAAGGCUGCCCCUCUAGUAACACCAAUAGUCACUCAACCACCGUUCCCCUCCCGACUUUCAACUUCAAAGAAGAAUAUGGAGGAGAAAGAGAUUUUGGACACCUUCCGAAAGGUGGAAGUAAACAUCCCUCUACUUGACGCAAUCAAGCAAAUCCCGAGAUAUGCAAAGUUCUUGAAAGAACUUUGUACCAACAAGAGGAAGUUGAAGGGAAAUGAGAAAAUUUUGAUGAAUGAAAACGCAUCCGCGGUUUUACAAAGGAAACUUCCACCCAAAUGCAAAGAUCCCGGAAUGUUCACGGUUCCUUGCAAGAUUGGGGAUGUCACUUUUAGUAGUGCUAUGCUUGAUCUUGGUGCUUCUAUCAAUGUCAUGCCCUAUUCGGUAUAUGAAUCAUUAAAUGUCGGACCCUUAAGUGAAACCGGUGUCAUAAUCUCUCUUGCGGAUAAAUCGAGUGUCUUUCCUAGAGGUGUUUUAGAAGAUGUCCUAGUGCAAGUGAACCAAUUAGUCUUCCCGGCGGAUUUCUAUGUGAUUGAUCUAGAUGAGCAAGUGUCCUCCAAAUCGGCUCUAAUCUUGCUUGGGAGACCGUUUUUGAAGACGGCUAGGACAAAGAUCGAUGUGUAUGCGGGAAGUUUGACAAUGGAGUUUGAUGCCAAUUACUCAAGAAUUGUUUGA
Molecule: messenger RNA, 705 nt
Organism: Lactuca sativa (garden lettuce)
Lineage: Eukaryota; Viridiplantae; Streptophyta; Magnoliopsida; Asterales; Asteraceae
Source: RefSeq, a predicted model, not a curated record